Molecule: messenger RNA, 1873 nt
Organism: Haliotis rufescens (red abalone)
Lineage: Eukaryota; Metazoa; Mollusca; Gastropoda; Lepetellida; Haliotidae
Exons: 3
Coding region: 108-800 (230 amino acids)
Source: RefSeq, a predicted model, not a curated record
UUGUAGAUGUCAUGUUCAUCGUGGAUGCUUUGUGUUGAGCAAGGUACUUAGUGUGGAGUGCUUACCGUUGUUUCCAAUACGUGUUAGUUACAGCACCUGAACUUGGCAUGACGAGUGUAUCUUUUGCUCUGUCUGUCGUGUUUUCUGGGAUGUUACAACCUGGUUUGGAUUCAAGUUCCGCUUCGUCACAGACAGAUUGCAUUGUGCAGUGUUUUUACAACGAAUAUUGUAAUUCUGUGUUCUAUGAUUCUGGGACAUUCCUAUGCCACUUUGGCAGAGACAAUUACGACAGUCCGACGUCUACGAUGACCGCGGAAGCGUCUGUGGUGUAUGUUAUCGUCAAAUCUGGAAAUUUUAAGGUUGUUGGUCCACAGUCGGAGUGUCCGCUUGACAAAGGUUUCGCCUACGAUAGCGCCGCAGACAUCUGCUAUAAGGUUCUGGAGACAUUGACCACGGCCGAUAGUCACCGAACAACAUGUCAGGCCAUGGGCGGACAACUCAUGGCAGUCACUUCCGCCGCUCGGGACACCUUCCUGACAGGCCAGGCUACCGUCUACAAUGAUGGAUUCUUCUUCGGAGCCAGGUAUGAUGGGAGCCAGUGGACAUGGGAGACGGGAGCCCCGUAUGGAGCCUACCUGAACUGGGAAACGGGGUACCCGGAUGACACUAAACCGUGUGGCCGGAAGAACAAAGGCACACCGCUAUGGAGGUCGUUCGCGUGUGAUAAAGGCUUGUUGUACAGUGUGUGUGAAUUUGUCACGGGAUACUCACAGGCACAACUAACAACAUGCAUUCCCUAGAGAGUACAGACUUGAUCACAGGGGAAGAUGUAAAGGAAAACAUGUACCCACUGAUUAGCCAUCCUCUAUAUCUGCAGGGUAACUUUUACUAACCCUGGUUCUCUACCGAUCUCAAAUUACCCGCCCUUGAUUUUCAUUACCUAAUUUGAUUUGCCACGCUACUAAGUCUAAUGCACCAAUAAAAAUUCGAGUUAGAAACCAGCCUCAGUGUUUGGUAACAACAUGGCGGUAAGUCCCAUUGAUUAUGACAGAGGUUGCGAGAAAGUCUACAUUGAAAAACUGACUGAAACGCAAACACAAAAUCCUGAAAAAUCAUUUUUUAUGGAAAGGAUGUCUUCAUGUCCAUUAAAACUGACGGUGUGUGUUUUAUUUUAAGAUAUUUGUGAUUUUGUUUGCCCUACUAUACAACGGAGUAUCUGUCUUACAUAUGAGGCAAUUUGAUAAUCUUUUCUUCUACGUAAUGUAUGCACUUAACCAUAGAUAAGAGUUAUGUAUGAGCAUGCGCAUGACAUUUAACAAAUUUCCUUAUCAGAACACCAGGUGUUUUACACUUGUAGUCUUUAACAGAAUUGUUGAAACAGUUGUUUUAUUGUGAAUGUCAACAGUUUUCAUCCCAGUGUAGUCUGUAUACAUAUACUGACACACUUUUAAUGAUGAGAGGGUAAAUAAAACUUGAUCGAUGAAGUAUCUCCUCUGGCCCAUUACUCUAGAUACCAGGAACUUAGUAAAGUUUGAACGUGACAUUCAACAUAACAGAUUAAAUUCAGAUCUACGUGUUUAGUUUUCUAACGUGGCGGGGGCGGUGCGGUAGCGUAGUGGUUCAUUCGUCACGACGAAGGCAGGGGUUCGAUUAAUCAUUAAUCAUUAAUCGCACGUAUCCCCUGAACAUUCGGUCAUAUGAACGUAUGCAAAUGUCGAAAAAGUAUUACACUGGAUCUAUUAACCAUUAUUGGUACUACAUUGUCCAGUUCGAACCGAAGGACAUUGACCGAUACCAUAAUCACAUGCCUUCAUGCAUGCCCGAGAUAACAUACAUGUGAAACGUUGAUAUAAUGUGCCUCCCAACCCCCAAC